AUGGCGCCCCUGAGACGAGCUCCGAGGAGGCACUGCUUCUCGCAGAACGGUCGUCGAGCUCUGUACGUGCUUCGCAGGGGCACGAGUGGAAUCGACAUUGACCUGCGGCGCGUCGACAUCGACCAGUGCCCGCAGAGGCGGAACAGCACCGACGUCAAUAUCUUCGCCGGUUCCGACAAAUGCAAGGAGAGAACGACAAAGUGCGUGUCGGUGCCUGGCCUGGGUUUCCGGCGCGGCAGCUACAAGUGCGCGUGUCUGGACGGCUUCUACUUCCCGGAGCCGGGCCCGCUGCGUUUCUACAACGGCUCCGUCAUCGAGGACGAGUACGAAAAGAAGCUGCAGGGCCUGCCCUCGCGGUACGAUGAGCUCGACAUGUUCGAGUGCCUGCCGUGCGCCGAGGGGUGCGCCACAUGCGAGGACGGCCGGCCCUGCCUGCUCACGCUCAACUGGGCCAUGCGCACCAGCAUCCUCAGUCUAGCGGCCGUCAUCAUCGGCAUCCUGCCGUUCUUCGUCUUCUUCACCGUCAAGUACGGCGAGAUCAAGGUGGUUCGCGCAGCCAGUCCCACGCUUCUACGCAUCAUCAUCCUGGGUGCGUUCUUCAUCUAUUCCACGACGAUCGUCACGUACCCGGAACCCAACGUGGCGACGUGCACCAUUCGCUGCUGGCUGCGAGAGAUCGGCUUCUCGCUCUCCUACGGCGCCCUCAUGCUGAAGACGUGGAGGAUUUCGGUCAUCUUCCGCGUGCGCUCGGCCAAAGCGGUGAAGAUCACCGACCUGGACCUGCUGAAGCGGCUGGGCGUGCUGGUGGCAGGCUUCACGGCCCUGCUGGGCGUGCGCUCGCUGGUGGCGCCGCCGUCGGUGGUGAUGGCGCUCAGCGCCGACGGCCUGAAGACACGACUCUGCCACACCGACUGGUGGGACCACGCCUUCUCCGCCAGUAACUUCUGUUCCUUCGUCUGGGGAAUACGACUCUGCAUCGUGGUCAGGAAAGCACCGUCGGAGUUCAACGAAAGCAAGUUCAUAUCUCUCACCAUUUACAACGAGUUCUUACUCACCAUCCUGCUCAACAUUUCCACGUUGUUUCUUAAGUCGCCAGCUAAUCCGGACCUGCUGUACAUCAUCUUCUUCCUGCACAAUCAGCUGACAAUCACUGUGCUACUCGUGCUCAUCUUUGGAAGCAAGGUGUACAUGGUGAUGAAGGGCCAGGGCAGGUCGGAGGGCGCCACCAACUCCACCCUGAAAGCGUCUUCGGCAAAGUUUCUGAGCAGCAAAAACUCCGAGCAACUGGGUUCGAAUCCGACACCCACAGUUGCCGGCACCGCUGGAACGAUUGAUUUCUUCAAAUUGACUGACGGCAACGUGCAGAAUGAGAUGGACAAACUCACGCGCUACCUGGAGUACCUGGUGACGCGCGGGCGGCCGCUGGGCGACCCCGCUGCCGUGGCACAGCUGGAGGCGAUGCUGGCCGCCGGGCGCGGUCACGCCGCCCAUGUCGACCGCGCGCUGCAGGACGGUCUGGGCAUGGUGGCGCCGCCCAGCGUGGACAGCAUGCUGACUCGCGUGACUGGCUGCCUGGUGACGGCCGUGGUGGGCGAGUGCGCCGAGCCGGCCGGCGUUCGCGAGGCCCAGGUGCAGACAUGCGCCGUCGGCCGACGCUGUAAGCGGCACUCGGCCACCCAGACAGUGCGCACCAUGGCCUGCGCCUGAGCCGAGCAGCCCUAGCCCUAGCGCCAGCUCCGA
Pollicipes pollicipes is the source of this 1740-nucleotide messenger RNA. RefSeq names its product putative G-protein coupled receptor CG31760. The transcript is spliced from 10 exons. Gene Ontology annotation, molecular function: G protein-coupled receptor activity. Gene Ontology annotation, biological process: G protein-coupled receptor signaling pathway. NCBI's taxonomy places the organism in Eukaryota, Metazoa, Arthropoda, Thecostraca, Pollicipedomorpha, Pollicipedidae. The record is from RefSeq and is a predicted model, not a curated record. The coding region runs from base 1 to 1707 and encodes 568 amino acids. Gene Ontology annotation, cellular component: membrane.